This is a messenger RNA of Mercenaria mercenaria, 1776 nucleotides long. Its product is annotated as zinc finger protein 184-like. The transcript has a single exon. The record is from RefSeq and is a predicted model, not a curated record. Lineage: Eukaryota; Metazoa; Mollusca; Bivalvia; Venerida; Veneridae. The coding region runs from base 1 to 1776 and encodes 591 amino acids. Gene Ontology annotation, molecular function: nucleic acid binding; zinc ion binding.
AUGGAGCUAAAAUCCAGUCCACGUCAGGUGCACUCUUCAGAAUUAAAUAGUAUGUCAGUGGAGAACAAGUCCAGUCAAAGUCAGAUACACUCUUCAGAAAUAAGUGAUAUGUCGGUGGAGAAAAAGUCCAGCCAAAGUCAGAUACACUCUUCAGAAUUAAGUGAUAUGUCAGUGGAGAAAAAGUCCAGCCAAAGUCAGAUACACUCUUCGGAGUUAAGUGAUAUUACGAUGGAGAAAAACUCUGGUCCAAGUCAGAUGCAUUCUUCAGAAUUAAGUGAUAUUACGGUGGAGAAAAAAUGGAGUCCAAGUCAGUUGCGGAGUCCAAGUCAGAUGCACUCUUUAGAAUUAAAUGAUAUUACUAUGGAGCAAACAUCCAGUCCAAGUCAGUUGAACCCUCCAGAAGUAAAUGAUAAUAUUAUUAUAUCUGUUGAGCAAAAGUAUUACCCAAGUUACAUAGGCUCUUCAGCAGCGACAGGUGUGCAUAAUUCAAGUUUAAGUCAAAUAAUUUCUACGGAUAAAGACAACAAGAAUAGUGUGAUAGCGGAUGGGAAGAAGUUGGAUAGUUCUUUAUUGCCUCCGAAUGACAUUAAGUUUUCCUUGAAAACAGAUUCAGGCUUAGAAAUCUCGGCAAGACGGAAGAGAAACUAUAGAUGUGAUAGUUGUGGGAAAAGCUUUGAAUACGAAAGUGUUCUUAUAAGACAUGUAGCAACUCAUUUGUAUAAAACAUCUAGACGAUUCAAAUGUGAAUUUUGUGAACUAUCAUUUUCUGUUCCAAGGAGAUUGAGAGAUCACAUGGUUAGUCACACAGGAGUUGUUCCUUUGGAUUGUAAAUACUGCAAAGAAACAUUCACAGAUGAAAGUAAAUUUAAUGAUCACAUGAAAUUACAUGAUGGUUAUAAGAAAUAUUUUUGUAAAAUUUGCAAUAAAAGGUUCGGGAAAAUCGGUCUUCUUGCAAAACAUAAAAAAGUCCACUCAGACAUAAAACCUCAUGUAUGUGAGGUCUGCCAGCGUGCAUUUAAACAUAGCUACCAUUUAAAAAGACAUCUUAGUUUACAUUACAAAACAGGACCAGUCGUUUGUGAUAUAUGCAAGAAAAAACUUUCAAGUAAAGAUACACUGAGAUCCCACCAUAUUAGAUGUCAUGGCGAUUUAAAGAAAGAUUACGUGUGUGACCUUUGUGGGAAAGCAUUUUUGUGUUUUUCACAUGUAACAAGACAUAUAAAGUGUCAUCUUGACUUCAAAAUUUACUCGUGCAAUAUGUGUGAUGUGUCGUUUGUAGAACAGUCAAGUUUGAAACUUCAUUUAGUAGUUCAUAACAAAAACAGACCAAAGAGUUUUGUUUGUGGCAUUUGUGAUAAAAGUUUUAGCCAACAAAAUGUCUUGACUGAACAUGUAAAGCGGCGCCAUGCAAUGGAAAAAGAUACGGAAUGCAAAGUGUGCGGCAAAUUAUUCAAGAAACACAAUCUAGCUAAACAUAUGUCAAGGCAUUCUCAGUAUAAACAUAAGUGUGAUGUAUGUGCAAAAAAAUUCGCAGUAUCUGGCGAUCUCCGUAGACAUAUGAAUAUUCACACUGGAGAAACACCAUAUGUAUGUCCAUUCUGCAAAAAGGCAUUCAAUUGCAGCUCAAACCUAUCCAGACACAAACAGUACUAUCAUACACCAGACAGAAAAUUUGUGUGCAAAGUUUGUGACAGAAAUUUCAAAACAUCCAGUGAUUUGCAUCAACAUAAACAAUCAAAGUUUCAUAAACAAACAGUUGAUAAGCUAGAGAAAUGA